Naegleria fowleri is the source of this 969-nucleotide messenger RNA. RefSeq lists its product as uncharacterized. Lineage: Eukaryota; Heterolobosea; Eutetramitea; Acrasida; Naegleriidae. The transcript has 3 exons. The record is from RefSeq and is a predicted model, not a curated record. The coding region runs from base 1 to 969 and encodes 322 amino acids. Gene Ontology annotation, molecular function: GTP binding; GTPase activity; protein binding. Gene Ontology annotation, biological process: small GTPase-mediated signal transduction.
AUGUCACAACAUCAAGAUGACAUUUCGUUUGUCGACCUAAACGAAGAUAUUUGGAUCAAAAUUCUUUCCUACAUUCCUACAAAUCAACUCUUCCGCAUUCAGACAGUAAACAAAACAUUUUCAAAGAUUUCGGAACACGAUGAAUUAUGGAGACAAUUUUACAAGCAGGAACUUGCUCUAUUACACACAUUCGAUGUUCUCGACGUCGAGAAGCCUGUCCAAUCAAACUUUAAACAACAUUUAAAACAAAUUUAUGAAAAAACAAUUUCGCAAAUUGACAAGAAAUUCAAAGAGGAAAUCUCAAAUCUUCCCAAAACUAAAUACAAAAACACUUACUAUACAAAAGAUGAAAUAUUGAAUUAUGAACCACCGCAAGAUUUCCAACAAGAACGUUUUAAUGUUGCAAUCUCUGGAGAUGGAUGUAUUGGAAAAACAUCCAUGUUCAUAAGAUUUGCAAUGGGAAAGUUUCCAAAUGAAUAUAUACCAACCGUUUUUGAUCAAAAGGACAUUCAAUCGAAAUGGAAUUCAAAAUAUUACUUGGAUUUAUAUGACACUGCAGGCCAGGAGUAUGAUCGUUUAAGACCAUUAGCAUUUUUAAUUUCAAACCUCUGUUUCAUUGCAUUUACUUGUUUGGAUACCUUUUGCAAUGCUCAAUCUUUUAUCAAUGUUGCACACAAAUGGGUUCCAGAGUAUCGCCACUUCGCUCCACAAGGUAGAAUGAUUCUCGUUGCAACUCGAUGUGAUUUAAGAAAUAAUACGAAAUUCAAGAAGGAAAUGUUAUUUCGAAGAGGAAUUAGACCAAUCCAAUUUGAACAAGGUGAAUUAAUGGCACAAAAGAUGGGAUGUAUGACCUAUAUUGAAACCAGUGCUCAGGAUGGUAUUGGUUUUGAUCGUUUGGAUGAGUUGAUAGUGAAAUCAAUGGCAAUACCACUUCGAUCCAAUGAACACAAGAAGUGUUUUUUGCAGUAA